GCGCGCGCAUCGUUCCGCUAAGGUCUUAUCUCGCGGGAGUAGAGACGCGUGCCACUGACACACAGACAUGUUACGACUCUCGACUUUGCUUGCGGCGGCGGUGGCGGUGGCCGUGGCGAGCGCGCAGCCCGUCUCCAACGUGCUGCAGCUGGACCUGGCGCCGGAGGAGGCGCAGCAGUAUAUCAACAACCCUCCUUUCGCCGAGCCCCAGCUGGCCGGCCGCACCAACAUCCUGCCCCUUAUCCGGUACGACGACCCGCGGUUCCGCAGCGCGGAGGCGGGACCCACGCGGGGCCACUACUGGCGCAACGGCCAGGAGAUACAGGACCCUGAGAACUACCAGGAGGAGGUGUACGAGGCGGCGCAGUUCCACGGUCAGAGCGGGCGCGGCGAGUACGGGUACGGGUACCGCACGCCCGAGUCCGCCAAGGUGGAGGACCGCGCCGGCUCCGGCAACGUGCAGGGCUCCUACGUCUACAAGAACAACAACGACCAACUCGUCAAGGUGCGGUACUGGGCCGACAGCCAGGGUUUCCACCAGGAGGACAACCUGCCCAAGGUGGAGCUGAAGCCGGUGGAGGAGACACCGGAGGUGCGCGCGGCGCGUCUGGAGCACGAGCGCGCCUGGCAGCAGGCCCGCGCCGCCUCGCUUCUCGCGCCCCUGCCGCAAGAGUACCAGACGGCGGCCUCUGAGCAGCAGAGCGCGGUGGUGGCGGCGCCGGCGCAGGGCCCGCAGCAGGCGCAGGGCCCGCAGCCCCGCGAGGGCAAGGCCUACCAGCAGCAGUACUACACCACCACCGAGGAGCCGGAACCCACUGGCCCUCCCCGCGGCUUCUUCUACAGCUUCACGUACCCCGUGUCCGUCAUAGUUCCGAAGCAGGGCCCCGCCUACAGCCAGGAUCCCGCCUACAGCCAGGGCCCCGCGUACAGCCAGGGCCCCGCCUACCUCGCCGCGACAACUUCCUAGACCUCGCCAGACAACGGCCUGUUAUCUAACAAUUCGACAACAUACAAACUAGGAAUAUAUAAUUUGUAAUUACUGGGACCUCUUUUAUAUGUUGUUUAGCAACAUUUCAACUGUGGCUUGUACUUCUCUCGCCGGUAAUUAUUUUAUCUCCCCCGCACAUUCGCGGGCAGAUACUUAUGUAAUUCAAUUAGUAGAUAAGACAUGGAAGCGUGCUGCAGUAGGGUGCAGGCAGAGAUGUGGGCGCGGCGGAGCUCACGUCGCGGAUCAGGGUCGAGCGAUUCGUAACUGUACUGUCGUCCAAAUAGGAUACGUUGAGUUGCCAUUUUAGUCGCCAGUAGGUUAAGUUCGCCGCUACUAAGUGUACCAUUCGUAUCAUUAUAUUAUUACAAAUAAAUACGAUACAUAUA
Messenger RNA from Papilio xuthus (Asian swallowtail), 1374 nucleotides. RefSeq names its product Cuticular protein 67B (gene Cpr67B). NCBI's taxonomy places the organism in Eukaryota, Metazoa, Arthropoda, Insecta, Lepidoptera, Papilionidae. Gene Ontology annotation, cellular component: chitin-based extracellular matrix. Gene Ontology annotation, molecular function: structural constituent of chitin-based larval cuticle. The record is from RefSeq and is a predicted model, not a curated record. The transcript has 7 exons. The coding region runs from base 68 to 967 and encodes 299 amino acids.